UCAUUGUAAUGUUUGGUAACACUAGCUAGCUACUCCUUAAACAGGCUGUAACCACUGUCUCAUUAGUGUUGUCCUAUAAUUAACUUAUUCCAGGUGUCAACAUUAAGAUAAAUCCAAUUCAGAAGCAACUGCAUAUUCUUUAAGUGUGAAUUUAAUUUUUACAGUAUAAUCAGUUUUUCAGCAAAUACAUACCAAUAUCAUUUUAUUUUUCAUCAGAGGAGAGAGCUGGUAUACACAAUAAGGAGCAAAGAGACACGAGUCAGACACACAAUGGAUGACACAUGAAGAUUUAUUAAUACUAACACACAUUUCAAGAGGACAUUGGUGUAGCUCAAGAGCUUAGCAAGCAACUAAGUCGAAAAAUAAAAUAAUUAAUACAAAUGACCAUAAGUGAAGAAAAUAAGCAAAACACAGAUCAUAUUGAUCACAGAUUAUAAAGUGAAUCAUCCAGAUCAACACUGAAAUGUCUCUGCCAAAGAUCACACGUCUCCCUUCACUGAGGCUGCUGAGCUCCAUCCACCAGCAGCAGCUGCUCCUCCCCUCCAUCACCCCCCUCACUGUGCCCAGAAGAGCUGUGAUCCAGGGUGAAUACCGACGGCCCGGACAGCCCAAAGAAGACAAGUUUCCAUGGCAGAAGAUUAAGUUUGACUUAACGAAGGGUUUGGAGGGAAUAAAGAAGCAUUUCACGCUGCUGAAAUCGGAGUUCUCUGACCGCUGGGUCGGUCCAGAAGGAAAACCAAUAGUUGAGCACAUGCUGGAGCAGAACAGAGUGGUGUGGGAGUUCAGAGGUCCAGAGAGCCUGGAGCAGUGGACGGUGUCCUCAGACCGUGAGAUAGGAGGACAGAGUGAAGUUUACUUGAAGCUCGGCAAAAACAAUAAUACCUGUUUUCUGUACGGGACUCUGAGCUCAACUCCUCCAAGAGACGGAGAAACACGCUACAGUGGAUACUGCACCAUGCGUUCAAAACAAGCACUGGCUUCAUUUGAUAGGAAGAUGCACUACGACUGGUCCAGCUUCAACACCCUGCACCUGCGUGUACGCGGUGAUGGCCGUCCAUGGAUGAUCAACAUCGCAGCAGAGACGUACUUCUCUCACCAGAAAGACGACAUGUACGGUUACUUUCUGUAUACCAGAGGAGGACCCUACUGGCAGGACGUCAAGAUCCCUUUCUCCAAGUUCUUCCUUUCACAUCGUGGGAGGAUACAAGAUGAUCAGCAUCCUCUCUGGCUGGACAAGAUUAACACCAUUGGAUUUACCCUGGGAGAUAAAGCAGACGGUGCGUUCCAGCUGGAGAUUGAUUUCAUCGGCGUCUGCAAAGAUUACGCUCACACUGAGGAGUUCGCCUACGAGGUUUACAAGAGGAAUCCUGAAGUUUGAACGCAGCUCUUACGACACUGCAGAUGAACUGAGAGCUGCACUCCUACCAAACAAAGUACUGGGACACAUCACUGUCAUACAUGACUCCUCUGUAUGAGUCUGUUAAAGGUGGUCACCUGUAACUGAGUAACUGAGUCAAACAUUUGUUGUACGGUAAGAAGGAGGUUCUUCAUCCAAGAGGACAAACUGAUACUUGGAGCUUGCUGAAGAUAAAACAGUAGGACAGGACAUUAACUGAGGCAGUUGCUGCUCCAUUCACAGCAAAAUCAAGUGGUUUCCAAUUCCUGUAUUUGUGACAUGUUCCAUUAACAAUAAAAAUAUUU
This is a messenger RNA of Seriola dumerili (greater amberjack), 1701 nucleotides long. It is a transcript of the gene ndufaf1, whose product is annotated as NADH:ubiquinone oxidoreductase complex assembly factor 1. The coding region runs from base 464 to 1378 and encodes 304 amino acids. NCBI's taxonomy places the organism in Eukaryota, Metazoa, Chordata, Actinopteri, Carangiformes, Carangidae. Gene Ontology annotation, cellular component: mitochondrion. The transcript has 5 exons. Gene Ontology annotation, biological process: mitochondrial electron transport, NADH to ubiquinone; mitochondrial respiratory chain complex I assembly. The record is from RefSeq and is a predicted model, not a curated record.